AAAAUACUCCUUCGCCUAAGAUUUUGGAGGCCCAGUUCUGUUAUUUAUGAACCACCGUUAUGGGCCGGAUUUUGACGGGCCUAGACGUGGAGGCCCAGGCUCCUUUUUUUUUUUUAUGCUAACCCUUUUUUCAAUCCCACAUCAAUCAAUAAACCUUCUUCCAUCGAAGUCUUCCUUCUAAUCCCACCUCGCUAUGGAACCAACAGCUCCGGCGGAGGUGGACCCGGAGCUCCCUGAGAGCCCUAACGAUGUCGUUUCUGACGACUCAUCACCGGACACGGACAUCACACUGUCUCCAGCCCCACCGGAGGAUGCCAAUACGGAAGACCCACAAAAUUCUCCGGAAGAUCCUCACCGUUUCUCGUCCGAAAACGCCAACACGACAAACGAUGCUCCGGUUUCGGACUCGCAGGGUAACUCUUCCGACACCGUUCCAGAUGUUCAACCGCAGAAUGCUAAUUUGAACUCCACCGAGCCGGGUCCACCGGUCAGGAAACGUCGCCGUCGAAAGCGCUUCUUUACCGAACUCAACGGCAACCCGCUGAAUCGACGUCCCAGAGUACCAGACGUCUCUAAGGAAGUCGACACGGAGGCUUUAAUUGCAGUCUCCGUCGGUUUCCCAGUUGAUUCACUCACUGAAGAGGAAAUUGAAGCAAAUGUAGUGUCGAGAAUCGGCGGUAAGGAGCAAUCAGAUUACAUUCUUGUGAGAAACCACAUUCUCGCUCGCUGGAGAUCAAAUGUGUCUGUUUGGUUGACGCGGGAUCACGUUCUUGAAUCAAUCCAAGCUGAGCUCAGAAACGUGGUUGACCCUGCUUACAAUUUUCUUCUUGAACAUGGGUACAUCAAUUUUGGUUUAGCACCAGCCAUUAAAGAGGUCAAAUUGAGGUCGUUUGAUGGUGUAGAGAGAGGAAAUGUGGUGAUAGUGGGUGCAGGUCUUGCAGGCUUGGUUGCGGCAAGGCAGCUAGUGUCCAUGGGGUUUAAAGUUGUGAUCUUGGAGGGCAGGGACCGGCCUGGGGGACGUGUAAAGACGAGGAAGAUGAAGGGUGAUGGAGUGGUUGCUGCAUUUGAUCUUGGUGGUAGUGUCCUCACCGGAAUUAAUGGGAAUCCACUUGGGGUUCUCGCAAGGCAGUUGGAGUUACCUCUUCAUAAGGUGAGAGAUAAUUGCCCUCUAUAUUUACCUGAUGGAAAAGCUGUAGAUGCCGAUAUGGAUUCUAGGGUAGAGGUUUCGUUUAAUCAAUUACUAGAUAGAGUUUGUAAGCUUAGGCAGUCUAUGCUAGAGGAAGUUAAUUCCGUUGAUGUUUCACUAGGGACUGCCAUUGAAGCAUUUAGGAGCGUUUACAAGGUUGCUGGGGAUAGGCAGGAGAGGAUGUUGUUGAAUUGGCAUCUUGCGAAUUUGGAGUAUGCCAAUGCUACUUUGAUGUCUAAUUUGUCAAUGGCUUAUUGGGAUCAGGAUGAUCCAUAUGAGAUGGGUGGUGAUCAUUGUUUUAUUCCUGGUGGCAAUGAGAGGUUUGUUCGAGCUCUGGCGGAGGACCUCCCAAUUUUUUAUGGCAGGACUGUAGAAAGCAUUAGGUAUGGUAUUGAUGGAGUCAGGGUUUAUGCAUCUGGACAGGAGUUUCAGGGGGAUAUGGUUCUUUGUACAGUGCCAUUAGGUGUGCUUAAGAAGGGAAAAAUUGAAUUUGUUCCCGAACUUCCACAGAAGAAGAAGGAUGCAAUUCAGAGGUUAGGAUAUGGUUUGCUGAAUAAGGUUGCCAUGUUGUUUCCAUACGAUUUUUGGGGUGGGAAGAUUGACACUUUUGGGCAUCUGACAGAAGAUUCGAGUAUGAGGGGUGAGUUCUUUUUGUUUUACAGCUAUUCUUCUGUGUCUGGAGGUCCACUCCUUGUUGCCCUUGUUGCAGGGGAUGCUGCAAUUAACUUUGAGAUGAUGUCUCCAGUGGAGUCAGUAAAGAGGGUAUUAGACAUAUUGAGGGGGAUUUUUCAUCCUAAAGGAAUUGUUGUCCCAGAUCCAGUUCAGGCAGUCUGUACUCGCUGGGGGAAAGAUUGCUUCACAUAUGGAUCCUACUCUUACGUUGCAAUAGGCUCUUCAGGAGAUGACUAUGAUCUUCUAGCUGAAAGUGUGGGAGACGGCAGAGUUUUCUUCGCUGGUGAGGCAACUAACAAACAAUACCCAGCAACCAUGCAUGGAGCCUUUCUAAGUGGCAUGAGAGAGGCUGCUAACAUUAUGAGAGCGGCUAAAAGGAGGUUAUUGGCCCUUGGUGACAAAGUUAGUAAUAAUACUGAGGAAGGUGAUAGUUUAAAUAAAUUGUUCGAGACUCCUGACAUGACAUUUGGGAGCUUCUCCAUUUUAUUUGAUCCCAGGUCACAGGAUCUUGAAUGUCACGCAUUAUUAAGAGUCAAGUUCCAAGGUGAAAAACUGGACUCAGGUUGUUUAUGUCUUUAUGGUUUAAUAACAAGGAAGCAGGCCAUUGAGCUCAGUGAGUUAGAUGUGGAUGGGAGGAGGAUGAACAUCUUACAUCAAAGGUUGGGGGUGAAAUUGGUUGGCAGGAAUGGUCUUUCAGAUACUGCAGAAUCUCUGAUCACACACAUCAGAAUGGCUAAAUUCAACCCGAAUUCAGCAGUUUAAACCAGCGCCAGGCUUAAAAUUGAAACUUUGCCCCAUCAUUCCUCAAGCAAAUUUGUAGAUGGUGAUAACAUUCUUCCUCGCAGAUUUGACCUCCUUUCACUUUUAGGUUGGACUUAUCAUCUGUGUGGAUAAUAACCAAGUCCCACAGGCCAUAGAAAGGCUAAAUUCAAUUGUACGAUUAUUGUACUUUUUCUCUAGUUUCUUUAGGGAAUGCAGGAUUUUCAGUUGUCAGUUAGCUUCUCGUUUUCUUUCCAAGGUUUUACUGAAAAAAUAAAAAUUCUUUCCAAGGUUGAUACAAACCUUAGAAGAAAUACACCUCAAAAGCUAUC
Messenger RNA from Rubroshorea leprosula, 2949 nucleotides. Lineage: Eukaryota; Viridiplantae; Streptophyta; Magnoliopsida; Malvales; Dipterocarpaceae. The record is from the annotation of a GenBank genome assembly.